CGCUGCUGCUGCUGCUCGCAUUGAAGGUGUCACGACGAAAAUCAGUUCCAAAGUAACAUUCGUGCCGCUCGGGUUGUGCGUUCGUCGCUCCGCUCGCUCGUUUUGUUGUUGGUCCAUAGCGUUUCAUCGUUUACCGUUCACCGUUAUAUUUCGCCGCGUCUCUUGAUCGCCGUGUCACGCACGCACGCAAGCACACACACAAACAAAAAAAACAAACAACAAAUUCGAUAUCAAAACAGAGGUCGCAAAUGUUAUAUGCAAAAAUCCAGCCAACACUCAACAACAAACAUUUGAACAACGUGCGUGUGCAACAACAAUUAUAACCACAACGACAACUGUAACAACAACCGCAACAGCAACUAGUACAACCGUUAGCAAAAGUUCUUUAAGAUACUACGCUCAUCCCAAGCAGUGUGCAUUGUUUUUUUUGGUGUCUGCCGCAAGUGUAUUAUCCUUAACCUGGCCAUAACAAACAAACAAAAACUCAACUAUCACAAUAACUGAAUAUCGAAUAUAGAUCAUACUAUAUUAUUCGGCCAGGCAUCGAUAAACGCAAACAAUUGGAUCUAUAUAAUAAUACUUAUCAACAUAUCCGAUAUCCUAAAAACGUGUUCUUUUCACCCGUUCGCUCGUUUGGAAUAUCCGUACGCCGCCGACAUUGGCUGCAUCGAGCAUCGCACAAGUUAUCCGAUAUUGGUUUUUUUUUUUUGAAACAAACGCCAAGCAGCUGUUCUACAAUUGAACAUUGAAGCUAUAUAGAGACAACUGCCACGCCCACAGGCAGGAGGAGCAGCCACAGACGAAGGCAUUGAGAGCUCAGUGAAAGCUCAGCUCAGUAAGUCACAUUUAGGCAAUUGAAGGAUCAUCACCAAGGACAUAAUAAACAGCAUCAACGUGGCGCUGCACUCAACGGAAGCCUUAAUGGCGGCGGGCUUUCUCAAAUCGGGUGAUUUGGGCCCACAUCCGCACAGCUAUGGCGGGCCACAUCCGCACCAUUCGGUGACGCAUGGACCGCUGCCGCCGGGCAUGCCAAUGCCAUCUUUGGGUCCCUUCGGCCUGCCACACGGACUGGAGGCUGUUGGGUUCUCCCAAGGCGUCAACACGAGAAAGCAGCGUCGCGAGAGAACAACAUUCACACGGGCCCAGCUCGAUGUUUUGGAGGCGCUCUUUGGCAAGACACGUUAUCCGGAUAUAUUCAUGCGCGAGGAGGUCGCAUUAAAGAUCAAUUUGCCUGAAUCCAGAGUACAGGUGUGGUUCAAGAAUCGACGGGCCAAGUGCCGCCAGCAGCUGCAACAGCAGCAGCAGUCAAACAGUUUGAGCAGCUCGAAGAACACCAGCGGCGGCAGCGGCAGCUGCAACAGCUCCGCCAAUGGUGGACGCAACAACAAUAAUAACAACAGCAGCAGCAACAACAACAACAGCUCCAGCAGCAACAACAACAGCAACAACAACAGCGGCAACAAAUCGAACCAGAAGCAGAGUGGAGCCGGCCAAAGCGGCUCCAGCAACGGCAGCGGCAACCCAAGCAGCUCGGCAGCAGCCGCUGCCAGCGCCGCAGCCGUUGCGGCGGCGCAGUCCAUCAAGUCACAUCACAGUUCCUUCCUCAACGCUGGCGCCGGUGGUGCCAAUAAUAACAAUAAUAACAACGGCGGUGGCUCAACGCCCAGCAGCAGCAGCGGCAGCCACGGCGGAGGAGGCGGCGGCGGGGGCGGUGCUGGCAGCUCGCAUGCCCACAUCUCGGCAGCGGCCGCGGCGGCGGCAUUGAACGUAACCGCAGCGCAUCAGAACUCCUCGCCGCUGUUGCCGACGCCGGCCACAUCGGUCAGUCCGGUUAGCAUUGUGUGCAAGAAGGAGCAUUUGGGCGGCGGCUAUGGCAGCGGAGGCGUGGGCGGCAAUGGCUCCGGCGUUGGCAUCGGCGUCGGCGUUGGCGUCGGUGUGGGCGUGGGCGUUUCCGGCGAUGCACUGCGCUCGCCCUACGACACGCUUAAGGAUGCGGGCGGCGAUAUUGGUGCCGGUGCGCAUCAUCAUCACAGCAUCUAUGGCACGGCAGCGGCCAGCAAUCCGCGGCUGCUGCAGCCGGGCGGCAAUAUAACGCCCAUGGAUAGCAGCAGCAGCAUUACGACGCCCUCUCCGCCCAUAACGCCCAUGUCGCCACAGUCGGCGGCGGCAGCGGCGCAUGCCGCACAGUCCGCGCAGUCGGCAUCGGCGCACCAUUCGGCCCACUCGGCGUACAUGUCGAACCACGACUCGUACAACUUCUGGCACAACCAGUACCAGCAAUAUCCGAACAACUAUGCCCAGGCGCCCAGCUACUACUCCCAGAUGGAGUACUUUAGCAAUCAGAACCAGGUUAACUACAAUAUGGGCCACUCUGGCUACACGGCCUCCAACUUUGGCCUGUCGCCGUCGCCAUCGUUCACGGGCACCGUUUCGGCGCAGGCCUUCUCCCAGAAUAGCCUCGACUACAUGUCGCCGCAGGAUAAGUAUGCGAACAUGGUGUAG
Molecule: messenger RNA, 2502 nt
Organism: Drosophila virilis
Lineage: Eukaryota; Metazoa; Arthropoda; Insecta; Diptera; Drosophilidae
Gene: oc
Product: ocelliless
Biological process (GO): regulation of transcription by RNA polymerase II
Cellular component (GO): nucleus
Molecular function (GO): RNA polymerase II cis-regulatory region sequence-specific DNA binding; DNA-binding transcription factor activity, RNA polymerase II-specific
Source: RefSeq, a predicted model, not a curated record